AUGAAUGCUGCAUCGAAGAAGCUCCAUCAUCAGCAGCAAAAGAACUUGAGUUCUGUUCUAAAUUCUGUUACUGAGGGUGAUGCUGGCUUAAACUUACCGGAGAAAGAGCCCAUUGAGAAGUUCUCGUUGAUUUCAGGAUCUGUUGACACCGAUCAUUCUACCAUCGGCAUAAUGAGCUUAACUUCCGAUCAAACUCUGUGGUCCCUAACAAAUCGGCGAUUGAAAAUCCAGAAAAAUAUGUUUCAGAGCUACAUUGGGUCUUUGAAUCAAUUCACUUCACCAACGUCUGUAAUUGCAAUCUCAUUACAAAUAACUCUGUUGUCAUGCACAUCACCUGCUCUGUCAUCCAUAUCAACUCCUGAAACGACUCCAUUUUCAUCCUCCCCAAUAACUGCUGAAGCUUCUGUGUUCCAUGUUGAUUCAGUAAUUCAUGAUGAAGCCACAACAGAAGAUUCUGAUCCAGUCAAACUAGAAUCAUUGGUAAAGCAUGUGAAGGAAUCCAUGUUUCUGGUUUUGCAUUCUGUUGAUAUUGGUCCACAGUACAAGAAGCUUUUGGACGCUUUGGUUAAGAUGGUGAUUGAAGAGUUGUUUAGCUUGCAUGAAGAAAGGAACACCGUUCACCUGUUUUCAAGCAGAAUAAAGAUUGUUAUGCUGUGUAUUCUCGCUAUUUCUUCCGGAUUCUUCCUCUUUUCAGAUGUUUGGAGCUCUUAUGAAGACCCUCCACCAACCUAA
Lactuca saligna is the source of this 732-nucleotide messenger RNA. The record is from the annotation of a GenBank genome assembly. Lineage: Eukaryota; Viridiplantae; Streptophyta; Magnoliopsida; Asterales; Asteraceae.